AUGGCCGACAUCAAGACUGGCAUCUUCGCCAAGAACGUCCAGAAGCGACUCAACCGCGCACAGGAAAAGGUCCUCCAGAAGCUGGGGAAAGCUGAUGAGACAAAAGAUGAACAGUUUGAAGAGUAUGUCCAGAACUUCAAACGGCAAGAGGCAGAGGGUACCAGACUUCAGCGAGAACUCCGAGGAUAUUUAGCAGCAAUCAAAGGCAUGCAAGAAGCCUCCAUGAAGCUCACUGAGUCACUGCAUGAAGUCUAUGAGCCAGAUUGGUAUGGGCGGGAGGAUGUGAAAAUGGUUGGCGAGAAAUGUGAUGUGCUAUGGGAAGACUUCCAUCAAAAACUAGUGGAUGGAUCCUUGCUGACACUGGAUACAUACCUGGGCCAAUUUCCUGACAUAAAGAAUCGCAUUGCCAAGCGCAGCAGAAAACUGGUGGACUAUGACAGUGCCCGCCACCACCUAGAAGCACUGCAGAGCUCCAAAAGGAAGGAUGAGAGCCGGAUCUCUAAGGCAGAAGAGGAAUUUCAAAAAGCACAGAAAGUGUUUGAGGAGUUUAAUGUUGACUUACAAGAAGAGUUACCAUCAUUAUGGUCAAGACGAGUUGGAUUUUAUGUUAAUACUUUCAAAAAUGUCUCCAGCCUUGAGGCCAAGUUUCACAAGGAAAUUGCAGUGCUCUGCCACAAACUGUAUGAAGUGAUGACAAAAUUGGGUGACCAGCACGCUGACAAGGCCUUCACCAUCCAAGGAGCUCCCAGUGAUUCAGGUCCUCUCCGCAUUGCAAAGACACCUUCACCACCGGAGGAGGCUUCACCCUUGCCAAGCCCCACAGCCAGUCCCAAUCAUACACUAGCGCCUGCGUCCCCUGCACCAGUACGGCCCAGGUCGCCUUCACAGACAAGAAAAGGACCUCCUGUCCCACCUCUGCCUAAAGUCACCCCAACAAAGGAUCUGCAGCAGGAGAACAUCAUCAACUUCUUUGAGGACAACUUUGUUCCAGAAAUCAGUGUGACAACACCUUCCCAGAAUGAAGUCCCUGAAGUGAAGAAAGAGGAGACUUUACUGGAUCUGGACUUUGACCCUUUCAAGCCUGAGGUGGUAUCUGCAGGUUCUGCUGGAGUGACCCACUCACCUAUGUCUCAGACAUUACCCUGGGACUUAUGGACGACAAGCACUGAUCUGGUACAGCCGGCUUCCGGUGGUUCAUUUAAUGGAUUUACCCAGCCCCAGGAUACUUCAUUAUUUACAAUACAGACAGAUCAGAGUGUGAUUGGCGGCUUGGCUGAAUCUGAACCGGCUCCACCCUCAGAGCCAAAAGCAGAGGAACCUCCUGCUGCUGCUGCACCUGCUGUCAGGCUGGACCUUGGACUGGAAACUAGGGCUGAGGAGCCAGUGGAGGAGGCAGUGGUGAGAGCAAUCCCUGGAACUGACGCGGAUGUGGCUGCAGGAACCAUCUUACCAGCAGAGGGGACCCUGGUAGAGGAAGCAGAGGCGGAGAAGGUAGCUCUCCCUGCUGAAGAGGGAGGAAGUCUAGAGGAGGCCCAAACUGAUACUGAAACCACAGAGGUUACAGACAAGGACAGACCUGAACCAACAGAGACAGAAGCAGCAGUGCCUCAGGAGAAGGUCAUCCCUUCUGUUGUCAUUGAGCCCGCCUCCAACAACGAAGGGGAAGGAGAACAUGAAAUGACCCUGGGUGCAGAGACUAAGGAGGCCACUGAGGAUGUGGCUCCUCUGGGCCCCACCAGUGAGACACCAGAGCUGGCCACGGAACAGAAGCCCGCGGAGGACUCUCAAGCUGUGCCUCCCGCACCAGCUGGUGCUGCUGAUCAAUUUGCAUCUGCAGGGGAGGCCUCUCCGGAAGUGCCUCCUGGCUUUCUCUACAAGGUGGAAACACUACAUGAUUUUGAGGCAGCAAAUUCAGAUGAACUUACCCUACAAAGGGGUGACGUGGUGCUGGUGGUCCCCUCGGAUUCAGAAGCUGACCAGGAUGCAGGCUGGCUGGUGGGAGUGAAGGAGUCAGACUGGCUGCAGUACAGAGACCUGGCCACCUACAAAGGCCUCUUUCCAGAGAACUUCACUCGACGCCUGGAGUAA
Urocitellus parryii (Arctic ground squirrel) is the source of this 2088-nucleotide messenger RNA. It is a transcript of the gene Amph, whose product is annotated as amphiphysin. The record is from RefSeq and is a predicted model, not a curated record. Gene Ontology annotation, molecular function: phospholipid binding; protein binding. NCBI's taxonomy places the organism in Eukaryota, Metazoa, Chordata, Mammalia, Rodentia, Sciuridae. Gene Ontology annotation, cellular component: plasma membrane; synaptic vesicle; cytoplasm. Gene Ontology annotation, biological process: synaptic vesicle endocytosis.